AACACGAUCGUCUCUUUCUCUCUCCUCUCUUUCUGUAUCUCAUCCCUUUCAGUAAUGGCGAUGAUGGUGGAGAAUAGCUAUGGUUACGGUAGUGGAGGCACCGGAGAAAGGAUACAGUUAAUGGUGGAAGGUCAAGGCAAGGCGGUUCCUGCGCCGUUUCUGACUAAGACGUACCAGCUUGUCGAUGAUCCAGCGACGGAUCAUGUCGUUUCUUGGGGAGACGAUGACACUACUUUCAUCGUUUGGCGUCCACCGGAGUUUGCUCGUGAUCUUCUUCCUAAGUACUUUAAACACAACAACUUUUCUAGCUUCGUUCGUCAGCUCAAUACUUAUGGUUUCAGAAAGAUUGUUCCAGACAGAUGGGAGUUCGCGAACGAGUUUUUCAAGAGAGGAGAAAAGCACUUACUCUGCGAGAUCCACCGGAGAAAAACAUCUCAGAUGAUACCAAACCAACACUCUCCGUUCACUACUCACCAUCCUCCGCCGAAGAUUCCAUUCUCCGACGGCACUUCUUUCUUCCCUUUACCACCGCGUGUCGACGCCGCCGCUGCUUCAAUAGACGACCGUUACUGGUGCGAAUCUCCGCCGCGGAGACCACGAACCAUACCCACUACCGUGGAUGCGCAAGUCACCGCUUUAACCGAAGACAACGAGAGAUUACGACGGAGCAACACGGUCCUAAUGUCAGAGCUUGCUCAUAUGAAGAGACUAUACAACGACAUUAUCUACUUUGUUCAGAAUCAUGUCAAGCCUGUUGCUCCAAGUAACUCUUACUUACCAUCUUUCCUACAGAAACAGCAACAACCUCCUCCUCCGCUCGAUUAUUACAAUAAUGCCACUGUCCCUAAUCACUCUCCUCCUACUUCUCAAAGCUCCAUUAGUGUUCUUGAAAAUGAGACUAAUUACAAGGAGAAUAAUACGAGGAAGACAAAGCUUUUUGGAGUUUCAUUGCCUUCUUCCAAGAAAAGAUCACAUCAUUUUUCACAUCAAAGUAGCAAAACUCGACUGGUGUUGGAUAAUUCAGACCUUGGAUUGAAUCUCAUGACUGCUUCUACACGUUAAAAGUCUUUUUUUCUUUUCUUUUUUCUUUUAUCUCGUUAAGAAUCAGCAUUAUUAGCACUUCUACUAGUGUACGUUUAUGAUGGACUUCGAUCUUACUUUUUUGAUUCUCUGAUUAAUAAUAAAAAAAAUGGUAAACCA
Molecule: messenger RNA, 1200 nt
Organism: Brassica oleracea var. oleracea
Lineage: Eukaryota; Viridiplantae; Streptophyta; Magnoliopsida; Brassicales; Brassicaceae
Product: heat stress transcription factor B-4-like
Exons: 2
Coding region: 55-1062 (335 amino acids)
Biological process (GO): regulation of transcription by RNA polymerase II
Cellular component (GO): nucleus
Molecular function (GO): RNA polymerase II cis-regulatory region sequence-specific DNA binding; DNA-binding transcription factor activity
Source: RefSeq, a predicted model, not a curated record